This is a messenger RNA of Humulus lupulus (European hop), 1627 nucleotides long. RefSeq names its product CRIB domain-containing protein RIC7. The transcript is spliced from 4 exons. The coding region runs from base 201 to 956 and encodes 251 amino acids. The record is from RefSeq and is a predicted model, not a curated record. NCBI's taxonomy places the organism in Eukaryota, Viridiplantae, Streptophyta, Magnoliopsida, Rosales, Cannabaceae.
UUCUUUUCUAUUCUAUUCUCACCUACUUUUCUUCCUUCUUUGUUUUUUGAUUGACCGGCCACCGGUACCCCCAACCAAACACCUCGCCGGACCGGCCAUCAAAACAAAACAAAACAAAACAAAACCAUUUUAGUACCAUUGUUAUUAUUAUUAUUUAGAGUACAUUUCACAUCUUAAUUAUGUUAUGUUUUGGGACAUAAAUGCAGCCAUUGCCUCUUAUUCUUCUGUUUUCAAAAAGGGUUUUUUGUUUCUUUAUUUAUUUGACUUGUACACAAGCCAGAAGAAAGAUGACCACCAAGGUUAAGGGCCUGUUGAAAGGCCUCAGAUACAUUUCACAGAUAUUUGAUGAGAAAGAAGAGGAAAUACAAAUUGGGUUUCCCACUGAUGUAAAGCAUGUUGCUCACAUUGGUUGGGAUGGCCCUUCUGCCAAUAAUGGCCCCAGUUGGAUGAGUGAGUUCAGGACCCCUACAGAAGUGUCAUCAGGGCCAUUGGAAGCUACUGGCCCAAUGAACUCCCAACAAGGCACUCAAGACCCUUUAACACAAAAUGAAAAUACGAAAUCAAGGCGCCACCAUUCGAGCAAUUUGGGCGGCUCGGAAGCUAGUUCGCCAACCAAGAGAGGCCCCUCUUCGGAGGGUAAGCAUUCCAGGCGCCGCCGUUCAACAACAGAUGCUUCUGCUAGCUCCCCUGCUCGUGAUUCGUCUGGCAGUUCUCGCCAUUCUAGGCGGCAACACAAGUCUAAUCUUGGAGUGGACUCAGCUGGUCAGGACCAACCUGCUAUCCCAAGAAGCUCUCGUAGGAAGAAGGGGUCAUCAUCAACCGAAGGAAGCUCCACAAGAUCAUCAAGAUCAAAAGGCCAUCAUUCAUUGACAGAUACUCAAUACUCUGAUCUUGGAACAGAGUCUGAAACAGGGCUUGAAUUGAAGAACAAUGAGGAACAAGUCAGGAGGGAAUAAUACUAAUAAUAAAGCCAAAUUGCUUUGCUUUUUCAAGUGAGAGGUUUUGAUAUGAACCUCCUAUGCAGCAAUAUGUCACCUUUCAAUUGUUUUUUUUUUUAAUUUUUUUUUAAUUUCUUUCUUUCUGAUUAACAACUUUGGAUGGGAAAGUCAACUCAGCAAAUGAAAAUCAUUGUUUGUCUUGCCUAGAAAAAUAACAUAGGAUAGGACAAGAGUUGUUGGGUUGAAUUUGUCAUUGGUACUGUCUUGGGUUUUUUUCUUCUUUAAUUUCAGUUUCAAGACAUCAUAGUAAAGAGUUGAAUAAUCUGUACAUGACUUACUUCUUAUCUCUUGUCCCUUGAGGGAAUUUUUGAAUAGAGAAAAACAAAUAUGCUGUAAAAAGCUAAUAUAUGCUGUCUUUCAUUUAUAGAUAUGAUUCAGCCUGUUCUCUAAAUAGACUUUUUGACAUGUAAAACUUCAAAACAAAAUCAGGGAAAUUUCUCUGAUCCAAAGUUGCAUCCUUGUUCUUAUAUGUAACUUGUCAAAGAACACUUUUUUCUAAGUCAAAACAAUUACAUUCCUAGAAAAGGCAUCAACUUUUUUCUUCAAUGUUUCAAUAACAUAUGAAGAGUGGAGUGCUUUUCCACAUUGUAACACAACAGACUCCGAUUUUCAUCAAGUAUUCUUCCACA